Oncorhynchus nerka (sockeye salmon) is the source of this 1554-nucleotide messenger RNA. RefSeq lists its product as uncharacterized. The transcript has 3 exons. Bases 1 to 1554 code for a protein of 517 amino acids. The record is from RefSeq and is a predicted model, not a curated record. Lineage: Eukaryota; Metazoa; Chordata; Actinopteri; Salmoniformes; Salmonidae.
AUGGAUGAUAGUUCUGAUGACAGCAGUGGUAGUUCUAGUGUUGAGACCGUGAAGGUAGUGAAAGGCCCUGCUAUAAGCGCUGCAGACAGCAGUGGCAGUUCUAGUGUUGAGACCGUGAAGGUAGUGAAAGGCACUGCUAUAAGCCCUGCAGACAGCAGUGGCAGUUCUAGUGUUGAGACCGUGAAGGUAGUGAAAGGCCCUGCUAUAAGCGCUGCAGACAGCAGUGGCAGUUCUAGUGUUGAGACCGUGAAGGUAGUGAAAGGCCCUGCUAUAAGCACUGCAGACGGCAGUGGCAGUUCUAGUGUUGAGACCGUGAAGCGGGUGAAGGUAGUGAAAGGCCCUGCUAUAAGCGCUGCUGGCAGCAUUGGCAGUUCUAGUGUUGAGACCGUGAAGGUAGUGAAAGGCCCUGCUAUAAGCGCUGCAGACAGCAGUGGCAGUUCUAGUGUUGAGACCGUGAAGGUAGUGAAAGGCCCUGCUAUAAGCGCUGCAGACAGCAGUGGCAGUUCUAGUGUUGAGACCGUGAAGGUAGUGAAAGGCCCUGCUAUAAGCGCUGCAGACGGCAGUGGCAGUUCUAGUGUUGAGACCGUGAAGGUAGUGAAAGGCCCUGCUAUAAGCGCUGCAGACGGCAGUUCUAGUGUUGAGACCGUGAAGGUAGUGAAAGGCCCUGCUAUAAGCGCUGCAGACGGCAGUGGCAGUUCUAGUGUUGAGACCGUGAAGGUAGUGAAAGGCCCUGCUAUAAGCGCUGCAGACGGCAGUGGCAGUUCUAGUGUUGAGACCGUGAAGCGGGUGAAGGUAGUGAAAGGCCCUGCUAUAAGCGCUGCUGGCAGCAUUGGCAGUUCUAGUGUUGAGACCGUGAAGGUAGUGAAAGGCCCUGCUAUAAGCGCUGCAGACAGCAGUGGCAGUUCUAGUGUUGAGACCGUGAAGGUAGUGAAAGGCCCUGCUAUAAGCGCUGCAGACAGCAGUGGCAGUUCUAGUGUUGAGACCGUGAAGGUAGUGAAAGGCCCUGCUAUAAGCGCUGCAGACAGCAGUGGCAGUUCUAGUGUUGAGACCGUGAAGGUAGUGAAAGGCCCUCCUAUAAGCGCUGCAGACGGCAGUGGCAGUUCUAGUGUUGAGACCGUGAAGGUAGUGAAAGGCCCUGCUAUAAGCGCUGUAGACGGCAGUGGCAGUUCUAGUGUUGAGACCGUGAAGGUAGUGAAAGGCCAUGCUAUAAGCGCUGCAGACGGCAGUGGCAGUUCUAGUGUUGAGACCGUGAAGGUAGUGAAAGGCCCUGCUAUAAGCGCUGCAGACGGCAGUGGCAGUUCUAGUGUUGAGACCGUGAAGGUAGUGAAAGGCCCUGCUAUAAGCGCUGCAGACGGCAGUGGCAGUUCUAGUGUUGAGACCGUGAAGGUAGUGAAAGGCCCUGCUAUAAGCGCUGCAGACGGCAGUGGCAGUUCUAGUGUUGAGACCGUGAAGGUAGUGAAAGGCCCUGCUAUAAGCGCUGCAGACGGCAGUGGCAGUUCUAGUGUUGAGACAGUGAAGAGGGUGAAGGGUCUCAUCUACACCCUAUUCGAUUAA